CACCUGACGUCUCGAUGGCGACCGGCAAAGGCCGAUAACGGUCGGUCAGCCCCCUGUAUUUAUUGAUUUUUCUCUCCGCGUUACUGAAGACAAGCAGCCACUAGGUUGGAACCGUAUCCAUGGCUACAUGUUUCUAGAGGCAUCACAUGACGUAAACUGACCAAUGGACAUCCAAUAAUUCUACUUCCGCCAAGUCAUUAUUCCGGAAAUGUUUCACCAUUCCCCUUACUUUAAAUAUUCCAACGUGGAUGGUUGAGACUCUGGUGUUGUUCUCUUCCAAGACUGUUCUCUGAACCCAAUUCUUUUGACAAGAAAUAUCAGAUGACACUGGCAUUAAAAAAAAAAAAGAAUUUUAUUACUUUGGCUACAUCAUCAAUAUUUAGCAUGGCUGGCCGGCAACGUAUUUUUCUGCAGUAUAUGGAUAAUUUAUCCUGAUCGCGCUAUUUAUAGCAUUAUCUCGCGUUUGAGAAAUAAAUUUAUUUCUGUAUCUUACAAUGUUUAGCAUAUUUUAAACACUAAAAGAAGACAUUAUCCACAGACGAUAUAACCCAGUUUAGAUAAAUCUAUGGUGGAUUGACUGAAAUAUUUCCUCCAAACUCGAGAAUCUCAACAAGUUUUUUCUCAAUUUCACUGUCUGGAAUAUUAGAGGAAUAUUUUGUAUUUUAAUGGUAAUGACAACACAAAUAUUUGUAAGGAUUAAAAGGCAAAACUGAACAGAUAAGAAUAUCUACAUAAUUGAGAGAAAAAAAAUUAUUUUGGCAAAUGAAUUCUGUGAAAACAAAGUUAAUUGCAAAACAGUAAAAUAAGAUUGAUUUUUUUUUUUUUUUCCUGAUGGGAUGCUGAAAGAGAGAAGGAAACCAUCAUACGACUGUGAUAUCUGUAAAAUGUCUUUAUCUCAGGAAGAUAACUUAACUCCUCAAGACAAUUUUCACACAAGGGAAAAGCUAUAUCACUGUGGUAAAUCAUUCUCUAAAAAUUAUCAUGUAACCACUCACAAAAGCAUUCAUACAGGAGAGAAAUCAUAUCACUGUGAUGUCUGUAGUAAAUCAUUUUCUAGAAAUUGUGACUUAACUGCACAUAAACGUAUUCAUACAGGAGAGAAACCAUAUCAGUGUGAUAUCUGUGGUAAAUCAUUCUCUCUAAAUAAUCCCUUAACUAUUCACAAACGUAUUCAUACUGGAGAGAAGCCAUAUCACUGUGAUAUCUGUGGUAAAUCGUUUUCUGGAAGUAGUAACUUAACUAAACACAAACGUAUUCAUACAGGAGAUAAACCAUAUCACUGCGAUAUUUGUGGUAAAUCAUUCUCUCUAAAUAAUCCCUUAACUAUUCACAAACGUAUUCAUACAGGAGAGAAGCCAUAUCACUGUGAUAUCUGUGGUAAAUCGUUUUCUGGAAGUAGCGAUUUAACUAAACACAAACGUAUUCAUACAGGAGAGAAACCAUAUCACUGCAAUAUUUGUGGUAAAUCUUGCUCUACAAGUAGUGACUUAAUUAAACACAAACGUGUUCACACAGGAGAAAAACCGUUUCAGUGUGAUAUAUGUGGUAAAGCUUUCUCUCAAACUGGAAAAUUAAUUACUCACAAAUACAUUCAUACUGGAGAAAAACCGUAUCACUGUGAUGUCUGUGGUAAAUCAUUCUCUCAAGGAUGUAACUUAACUACUCACAAACGUAUUCAUACAGGAGAGGAACCGUAUCAUCAUUGUAAUAUCUGUGGUAAAUCAUUCCCUAGAAAAAGUGACUUAACUAGACACCAACGUAUUCAUACAGGGGAGAAGCCAUAUCCCUGUGAAAUCUGUGGUAAAUCAUUCACUCAAAAUAGUGACUUAGCUAAACACAAGCAUGUUCAUACAGGAGAGAAACCAUAUCAGUGUGAUAUCUGUAAUAAAUUGUUCUCUUAUUCAUCAAACUUAACCAGUCAUAUACGUAGCCAUACAGGAGAGAAGCCAUACAAUUGUGAUAUCUGCGGUAGAUCAUUCUCUGGAAGUAGUAACUUAACGAGACACCUGCGUAUUCAUUCAGGUGAGAAGCUGUAUCACUGUGAGGUCUGUGGUAAAUCAUUCUCUGAAAGUAGUGUCUUAACCACUCAUAAACGUGUUCAUACAGGAGAGAAGCCAUUCCCCUGUGAUGUCUGUGGUAAAUCAUUCACUAUUAGUAGUUGCCUUAGCAGACACAAACGUAUUCACACAGGAGGAAAGUCACAUGGCUGACGUCUUUGUUAAUGCAUUCUCUACAAAAAAGGUAAUUCGUCAAACCUGUAUUGAUUCUUGCAGAAAAAGAACUAUAUUAAUAUUGAGUCGUUUGUCUGUUAUUUUGCACAAGACUUUGUAACAUCUAGAUGGAUAUAAUUUCAGCUAUUGGGAGUAAAGUGACCACUCGUUUAUUUUGAACCCAGCUAAAUAAUACUGUUUUAACCAUUUCAAAAACUUGUUACCCCUCCACCAAUAAUCCAACAUGAUGUUUGUGUUCUGUAAAUAUUGCUUUAUUAAUCUCAGCAACCAUAUUUUUUAUCACUUAAUUACAUUGGCAAUCUAAUAUGGCAGUAUUAGUUCGCUUAAGGAGUUGUUGUUAAGUGGAUCCUUCUUUGCCUUUUGCAGAAUGGUAAACAUUUGAACCAGACUGCUGGGACCAACCCUAGCUUUAUGAUACAAGAUCACUGUUUGAAAGUGAUUUAUAUUAAAAUCUUCAACCAAAAUUUCAUAUUACUUUGAUCUUUAACACCAGCUUAAUAAUGACAAUUAUCUUACUAACUUCUUCAUUAUUUUCAAAAUUAAUUCAAACCAAAGCAGUGGAUUUGAUCAGAAGUCUGAUGCUAAAACAGUUAAACUUCACCAUGGUGCAUGACAAUCUUCUCCUGUCCAUUGACUUCCUGUAAAUUAGGAAAAUAUUUUUACUAAAAUGGAAGCUGUUUUAAAUAAAAAUUUCUUUCUCCAUAUCAGUCUCUCUGUGUGGCUAUUCCUUGUUGAAUGUCCCCAUUUUCAUCUUUCAAUAUACAGUUUUGUGUUGCUUUUACAAUUGAUACAUCUACACCACCACCUUCCACCCUUGCUCAUCACUCACCACGUUAACCUCUACUUCCACCUGUUUCUUCCUCACUCACAGUAUUUUAUCUGCCACUACGUUCUGAGUUCAAAUUCUACCGAGGUUGACUUUGCCUUUAGACAAAACAAGAUGCACGGAUCAUUCACAGCCAAUUGCUUCCUCAGUCGGAAUCUGGAAUGUCCGUGUAGUUUCGCCCAAUACUUUAUUAUUAGAACUGCAAAAACCUCACAAGAAUAUCACAAAAUAACUACUACUCAGAGUUUCACAUUCUCGUUUGUCAAACAAGAUCAAGAAUGGAAUAAAAAUUGGGAUUGUCCAUUUAAUGUAUAGUUUGAUACGAUUCAAAUUGACAUAUUUUAUUCCAUUCUUGAUCACAACUUCCCGACGAACAGCAAAGUGAAACUCUGAGCAGCAGUUUUUUGUAAUGUUUACAGCUUUAAUAAUAAAGCAUAUUACUCUACCUCCGGUAAUCAAGUACUAUUUUUCCCCCCCACCUUGUUUUACAUUUAUGUGCUUGCUCAGGUAUAUAUCUAUAAACCAAGUUGUUUUGAUAUAGACAUAACGGUCUUCAGCUACAUGAAUCGUUCUCAAGACACGUAUUUCACAAUAAAUAUUAGACUCAAUAAAUGGAUGAAAACUUUUAUUUUGAAUCCUCCUAACACAUUCCCAUCCUGCUUUUCUAAGAGAAUGUGUGUGUGUAUGUGUUAGUUCUAGUUAUAUAUAUUGUAUAUAUACUCAAAUACCCAAAAUUUCAAGGAGUUCCUGCAUUAAAAACAGGAACAACACCAAAGUUAUUUUGUGUUCUUUGCUACAUUGGUUUCUAUUAACCCAUUUAUUCUAUCCGAAGAAUUUUUAUUCAUUAAGAUAGAAGAAAUACAUAUAAUUUAAUAUAUAUAUACAUCUUGUAUAUUUUUUACUUGUUUUAGUUAUUAAGAUUGCAGCCAUGCUGGGGCACCACCUUAAAUAAUUUUUAGUCGAAUGAUUCGAACCUAGGAUAUAUUCUUUUAAAGCUUGGUUAUUCAGUUGGUGUCUUCCGCCAAGCCGCUAAGUUACAGGAACAUAAACAAACCAACACCAUUUGUCCAGCAAUGAGGGGGGGGGCGAACACAGACACACACACAUAUACAUAUACAAUGGGCUUCUUUCAGUUUCCGUCUAUCAUAUCCACUCGCAAAGCUUUGGUCAGCCCAAGGUGCCACACAGUGGGACUGAAUCCAGAACUAUGUGGUCGGGAAGCAAACUUCUUACCACUUAGCCAUGCUUGCACCUAAAUACACACUUUUGGCUAAACGGGAAUAAUCCAUCUCAACAUGUUGCUAUAGACACUCGCCUCUCAACGUUGCUAUCAAAUGACCUAAAUAGCGCAAUGAACAUCCAAUAAUUCUACUUCCGUUCCGGAAGUAUCUCAGCUUCGCUACUUCCACCUCCAAUCAAUAUUCCAGUAAAGAUUGUUAUUUAUUCCAAACAAAUUCCAGUGUUGUUGUCUAACUCCGUGUUCCGUGAAAUAUCUUGACGUCCAUCUGCAGUAGUCACAACGUUUCGAAACCUACCAGGGAUAUCAGAUGACAUUGGCAUAAAAGAAUUCUUUCCUGCAGAUUGUAUCAUAUCUUUAAAGACUAAAGGAAGAUAUAGAGAAUUGUUGUAAUCUGUUUAUUAUAGAAAUAUUUCUUCUGAACCGAGGUUAUUUGCAGAUUUUCUCAAAUUCGUUUGGAGUGCAUAUUCAACAGUAGGUUGCAAUACAGUAUAGAUUGUACAGAAGAAAAACAUCCAUAAUUUGAAGACAUAUUACAGAAAAUGGAUUGUGUGAGACCAAAAAGCUGAUCUUAUGAGAUUGAUUUUUCUGGUGAGAAACUGAGAAAGAAAUCAAAGAAACAUCAUAUCACUGUGGCAUUACAAAAUGUCAGUCUCAAAAGUUAAACUGAUUAAAUAUAUUCAUUGGAAAAGGAAGCAAAACCACUGUAAUGUAUGUGAUAAAUAACUCUUUAGAAAUGAUGCUUUAGGCAUUCACAAACGUAUUCAUACAAGCAAAACACUGUAUCACUGUGAUGUCUGUGGAAACCAUUCUCUUUUCAAAAGAGCCUUUAAUAGGCAAAAACUUAUUCAUACAGGUGAGCAGCCAUAAAGUAGAUAGUUGUGGUAAAUCAUUCUCUCAAAGAUAUGCUUUAUGUAGGCACAAAUGUAUACAUACAAACAAGAAGCCAUAUCAAUGUCAUAUCUGUGGUAAAUCAUUCUACACUGAAAAUGCCUUAACUCAACACAAGUGUUUGCCGUAUCUCUGUGGAUUUGGCAGUAAGUUAUACUUUGCAAAUAAUUACUUAACUGGACACAGACAUGCUCCCGUCUUUGAUCAAGCUUUCCCAAUAUAAUCAUACUUUGAUUCCACCUGUAUAUAAUCAUACAGAUCAAUAAUUAUCAAUACUAAGUCAUUUACUUGUAAUUUUAUAUACAAUUUAUAAACAAUGAAAGCCUAAUAAAGAUAGUUCUUAAUAAUAAUUGGUAACAAUGUGACCUUGUUGCUAUUUGGAACUUCUUCAACAAAAUGAUCCUCUUACUGUGGGCUGAACCAUUCUAAAGACCCAUUGUAAUGUUACUUGUCCUAAACUGCCAUUCUACUUGUGAUGACAGCAUUCGAUGCCAUGGCUUGACCUUUUAGUGUUUAAGCCAGCUAUAUCUAGUCAAAAUACUUUACCUGUUUUAUCUUCAAGCUGGUCAGAUAUGGUCUUUCAUAGCUACCUUAUAUUGUCAUUUUUGAAAAAGUAAUCACAUCAUUGAAAUCUCAAAGCCAUCAAAUGAUGCCGGAUUAAUUUAAAAUGGUGUGAAUACAUAAUCUUUACAUUUGAUCGAAUAAUCAGAAUGCUGAAUGUUGGUAGAUCCACUUAUACUCUUCAAUCCUAACCCCUUGCUUGGAAAUAAAUCAAGGAAAUGUUGUUUUUUAUUAAAAAGGAGAAUACUAUGGAAAAUAAAACUUCCUUACCACUUUUCAA
Octopus bimaculoides (California two-spot octopus) is the source of this 6026-nucleotide messenger RNA. RefSeq lists its product as uncharacterized. Gene Ontology annotation, biological process: regulation of transcription by RNA polymerase II. NCBI's taxonomy places the organism in Eukaryota, Metazoa, Mollusca, Cephalopoda, Octopoda, Octopodidae. Gene Ontology annotation, molecular function: DNA-binding transcription factor activity, RNA polymerase II-specific; RNA polymerase II cis-regulatory region sequence-specific DNA binding. The record is from RefSeq and is a predicted model, not a curated record.